Molecule: messenger RNA, 867 nt
Organism: Fusarium coffeatum
Lineage: Eukaryota; Fungi; Ascomycota; Sordariomycetes; Hypocreales; Nectriaceae
Exons: 2
Coding region: 1-867 (288 amino acids)
Source: RefSeq, a predicted model, not a curated record
AUGGCGAUCCAGCGUCAUCCUCCCAAGAUCCAGCUCUUGGAAAACAAUCCUCUCACGAGACUACUUCCUUACGGCUCUCUCAUCCUCGUAUGCAGUAUCAUAGGCAUAGUCCUACUCGCCAACAUCCUCGAACGAUGGGUUCUCCUACGUGUACAUCGAAGAGUCUACGCAGAACUCCAAGAACGCAAAGAUGAACGACGACGACGCUCCUUUGUAUACUUCCAUGUCGGCACAUUUAUACUUGCAUCUUUAUUAGUAUCGACGGCGUAUCCUAUUUUCGCUUUUCUUGUCGGCAAUGCGCAUUUCCAUACACCAGUGAGCAGAGGCGGUACGGUCACCGUGGGUGACUUCUUGUUUGUCGCGGCGGAGGUUUACAGCGCCUAUUACCUUUUCGAGAUGUGCUUUCGAACCAAGUUUGCGAGUUAUAUCAGUAUUGCCCAUCAUAUCGGUCUGCUUGUUAUCACACAGACGGCUAUUAGUCUUUUCGCGGAGCCCGAGAAGCACCCUGAAGCAACACUGGAGUUUUAUAUGUGCAUGGUCUGGGGUGCUUUCGAUGUCAUCGUCGAGCUACCCAUCUUCAUAACCAUGAUUAUCUGGCGAGUCAAGCGCGAAAACUCUGCCUUGCUAUCCAAGCUUGCCUUUGGAUGUUGCAUUUGGGCAGUAACAGCAGCCGGUGUGGAAACAAUUGUGACGAUAUACCUGCUCAAUAGUUCUUGGACUCGAUGGGCUAUCGAGUGGAAGAUCGCUACACCGACUGUCUUUGCACUGUGGAUUACCACGCAGUUAUAUGGCGCGACUCGACUCUAUGCGAUGGGUCGCGCGGAAAGUCGCAAAGGCAAGAUUGUGUCUGAUAGUCACUCGGUGUGA